This is a messenger RNA of Toxoplasma gondii ME49, 912 nucleotides long. It is a transcript of the gene POLR2L, whose product is annotated as DNA-directed RNA polymerase II RPB10. The record is from RefSeq and is a predicted model, not a curated record. The transcript has 4 exons. Gene Ontology annotation, biological process: tRNA transcription by RNA polymerase III; transcription by RNA polymerase II; transcription by RNA polymerase I. Lineage: Eukaryota; Apicomplexa; Conoidasida; Eucoccidiorida; Sarcocystidae. Gene Ontology annotation, cellular component: RNA polymerase II, core complex; RNA polymerase III complex; RNA polymerase I complex. The coding region runs from base 208 to 426 and encodes 72 amino acids. Gene Ontology annotation, molecular function: DNA binding; zinc ion binding; DNA-directed RNA polymerase activity.
AUCAAGAGGAGUAUCUGCUUGCAUAGCUGUUAUAAUUAUGCGAGUGCUCGUAGCAGAACGACGAGUUUCUGAGUCAAGGUUGCUGAUGCGGCUUCUUCAUUUCGCCGACAAGUCCACAGUGAUCCAUCCACUGAGAAUAGUGAUUCAUUCACUGAGAGUCACUUCUGGAGGCGUCAGCUGUACGUCAGCCUCUCUUGUCUAACCAGAAUGAUCAUCCCAAUUCGGUGCUUCACCUGCGGAAAGGUGAUCGCGCACCUGUGGGAAAAGUGGAUCGACAUGAUAGACGAAGACAGACCCGAGGGAGAGGCCCUGGACAUUCUUGGCUUGGAUCGCUAUUGCUGCCGUCGUAUGCUUCUAACGCACGCAGAUCUUAUUGACAAACUGCUUGCGUACAACAUUUAUGAGAAGCGCAUUGUGGAGAGCUGAAGGAAUUUCGGUCGGGGUCGCGUUCAUGGUUUAGUACCAAGCUACAGCGUCGAAUUCCUCCGCAGAUCCGCUGACGUUCGCGUUUGGGAUUUGUAGAGGCGAAAAACUAGGGGUGGACUGAAAGAUGGUUUUCCAGUUUCACAGAGAAAAUUGCAUUCAUUAAGUGCGGUAGAAAACGCAAACGCAUUCGUAGUUACUCAGUUUCCUGUAGGCGGAUGGACCGGUACUUUUGGUCAGCAACUGCAGCAUGUCGUUUGUAUCGUACGCAAACGAAGCGUUUCCCCUUCUCUGAAUGUCUUCUGCAUUCUCUUCGACUAUUCUAAGUUCCAUCGUUUGAGUCUCAUCUCGUCUUGCGCGGCGGUUGUCCAAGCGCAGCUUGUUUCCGCUUGCCUGAAAAGAUGUGUGAUGCGCCUUUGAACUCGCUCAGUUCAGCAAAGAUGUCCGCUGACACUUUCGAAUGAUCGCGUUUCAAUCUUUUAAAAGGUG